CUACCGGAGGGACACCUACCGGAGGGACACCUUCCGGAGGUACACCGCCAUGCCCACCUACUUGGAGCCAGUGGCAAGACAAAUGUUACAAGAUGCAUGAUGCCGACGUAACAUGGGAAGAGGGAAAGCAGAUUUGUGUUGCGUGGGGUGGGGUGAUGGUUGUCCCUCGAUUCGAAGGAGAGAUGCAACACCUCGACACGAUGUCCAGUGGCCAAUGGUUCUUGAUUGGUUGCAACGACAUUCAAACUGAAGGUACCUGGGUGUGUCUGGAUGGAGGUACUAUUGACGUGCAGGACAAGAGAUGGGAGUACAAUCAGCCAGAUAAUUACUACAACGAAGAUUGCGCUGAAGUCCGUGCUGCAGGCUGGAACGAUAUUCCUUGUGACCUUAUAACACGCAAUUUAAUCUGUCAGCGUUCCGUAUGAGCAACACUGUAGCUCCCACGAAGGGUUGCCCAAUAUUCUAUUCUGGGCAAGUAUUUUUUUUUUUUGAAAGGACACAUUGCCUUCAAAUUUCUCAAAAUGUUGCAGUUUGGAGUGAAUUGUUCAUUAUCUCUUUUUAAGAGUUGUUCAUGCACAAAACACUAUUUAAAGUCCAGUUUAUCUCAGAACAAUUUCGCUUAUUACCUUUUUGAAUCUUGCUAUAAAGUUCACUGUGCAGUAAGAGCUAACAAACUGUUAGAUUUGGUUAUAAUAAUAAUUUCAUGAUUGUGUAAAAGAUAACUUUAGCAGUCGAUAAAUUUACAAUUUUGAUAGAAUGAAAUGACGUCAUUGUUUAAAAGAAGUUCAACAACUUUGUUUUCCUUUCUUGAAAGAAAGCCUAUUAAUUUCAAAAUAAUAAUUUAAAAGUUGCUUUUGGAAGCUCACUUAUUAUGUGAAGGUUUUGCAGAUUAUUGUAUUAAUCUUUUCCGGAAACUCUUUUCUCCGGCUGCCAUCUCAAUAUAUAUAUAUAUUUUUUUUGACUCCAUAACGAAUAAAAUACUUCUUCAAACAUGGAGCAUAUGCAUUCCAUGUAUACGCCGUGUACUGGAAACACUUGACCUUGUUCAGAAACGUUUUGAAACAAUAAUAUUAAUUCAGUUGGAAAGCCAAAGCUAAAAUGAUUUCAUUUGUCAGAAUCUACUCCACGUUAUCAAAAAGGAAACUCCUGAACAAGUCCCCUUGUUGUUCAAAGAAUUAAGACGCCUGGUUUCUUUGUUCAACCCCAAAAAUCUAAAAGAAUAAUGACAUACAUUAUUGGAGGUAUUCUGUAUUUCUAAAUGCCCAACAUUCUCAUUAAAAUCACAGGAAUGAAUGACUUCCUUAAAUACUUUAGGUUUAAAGUUUCUGACUAUUAUCAUACUGCCAACGUCUUGGUCAUGUUCCUAGUAUACAAUAACAGUACUAAAUGCUAAUAUUCACUGUACAAAAAGAAACCAGAUUAUUUCUCCUUCUAGUCUCGGUUUGGUUACAUUGGUAUAUGGACGUGGGAUAUAAAGAUGGCCGCACCUUGAUAAUGGUCUCGAAUGACGUUUGGUUUUGUGAUUUCGCAUUAAGGUUAUUUUUUUUACAUUAAAUAUUCUGAAAAUGUUUCAAAUAUAAGUUGAGACAUUCU
Asterias rubens (European starfish) is the source of this 1593-nucleotide messenger RNA. RefSeq names its product mannose-binding protein-like. Lineage: Eukaryota; Metazoa; Echinodermata; Asteroidea; Forcipulatida; Asteriidae. The record is from RefSeq and is a predicted model, not a curated record. The coding region runs from base 93 to 425 and encodes 110 amino acids. The transcript has 2 exons.